UUUCAGUGUAAGAAGUGUGGGUUUCGGUGUAGUACGAAAUUACAAAUAGCUAUGGAAACAAACUUUAGGUUCUGGACUUUCAUAGUUUUGUAUUUAUUACAGAUACAAUCAUCAGUGAAGAGUUUUAAUUUGGAAACACGUUUGCCACUGAUAAAACAAGGUGACAGAGGUUCUUACUUUGGUUUUUCAGUGGCUGAACAUCUUGCUGUCUAUGGUGAAGAUACCAAAUUCUACCCAGUAUUACUAGUAGGAGCACCCCUUGCACAGACGUCUCAACCAGGAACAAACCGCUCAGGCGCCCUCUAUCAGUGUGAGCUGAAUACAUUCAGAAAAGACUGUAGGCAAGUUGAUGUUGAAUCAGACGUUUUGGAGCCGGCUGAUGAUGUUGACAAAGAUGGUCAAUGGCUUGGAGUUUCAGUGACGAGCCAGAAACCUGGUGGCUACGUUAUGACCUGUGCUCAUCGAUAUGUGCUAAAGGGAUCAGAUUUUCGUUGGGGAGAAGGUGUUUGCUAUUCUCUUACACCAGCUUUAGAUCGUCAUCGGGAAUGGGACCCGUGUCUAAAUCGUGCUAGGAACAAAGCUCAUGAACAGUAUGGUUAUUGUCAAGCUGGAGUUAGUGUGUAUAUUACAGAGGAUAACAAUCUAGCAAUUGGUACACCAGGACCAUACACAUGGAAAGGAACAGUUUUUGUGAAUAAUGUUCGUUUUGGCAUCUUGGAUGACCAAUUGUGGUAUAAAGGCCCUUUAAUGGAUAUAAAUUUGCCACCAGUAAAGAAGUAUAGUUAUCUUGGUAUGUCGGUCACAGGAGGAAAAUUUUUUGGAAGUCAUACCAGUUUUGUGGGAGGAGCUCCACGGUCAAAUGGUACGGGUCAAGUGGUGUUUUUCAAGAAGGAUGAAACUAAACAAAAUGAGCACUUUGUAGUAGAGCUAGUAUUAGAUGGAGAAUUAUUUUUAUCCUCUUUUGGCUAUUCAUUAACAUCUCUAGACAUUAAUGGAGAUGGAGCACUGGACCUAGCAGUUGGAGCUCCAUUCUACUUCAGCAAGAAGGGUGGAGGAGCUGUGUAUGCCUAUUUGAACACAGGAACUGGUUUUGAAAAAGAAACUGUACCAACAAAAUUAACUGGAAAAGUGGAAUCUGCAUUUGGGAUGGCUCUAUCAACUGCAGGAGAUUUGAACAAAGAUGGAUACUAUGAUUUAGCUAUUGGUGCCCCCUAUGAAGAAAAUGGUAGAGGUGCUGUUUACAUACACUUGGGAUCAGCAGAAGGUCUUACUGUAAAAGCAGUUCAGGUUAUCAGACCUUCAGAUUUUCCCAGAAAAGCUCUGUUUAGAACCAGAUUAACCACUUUUGGAUACUCUCUGUCAGGAGGAUUGGAUAUGGAUUCUAACAGUUAUCCAGAUCUCCUUGUAGGAGCUUAUGAUAGUGAUGCUGUGGUCCUCUUAAGAUCUCGACCAAUUAUUGGUGUGACAACAACAGUUAAAGGUAACUUUACACAUAUAGACCCACAAAAAAAGGGCUGUCCAGACGAUCCUUCUAAUCCACGUGAUGAAACAGAUAUCCAGAGCCCUAUCCAGUUCAAACUGACGUAUUCUCUUGUUCAGAAAGAUCCCAGAAUGCCUCAAGAAGGGGAAAAACUGCCUGAUGUGAACAAUUAUCCAAUUCUUAACCAGCAAGAAGCAACAAAAACUUUUGAGGCUACUUUUUUGAAGGAUUGUGGAGAUGAUGAAAUUUGCCAGAGUGAACUUACACUUGAAACUAUAUUUGAACUGCCACAGCUAACAAGUGUAAAAGAUGAAAAGAAGUUGUACGUGGGAGAAGGACACUUCAAUGUUUCCGUUCGAGUGUUGAACAAAGGAGAACCAGCCUAUGAUGCGGCUUUUUAUAUUUCACAUCCCAGUAGUAUAAGCUACGUUAAUCAUCUCACGAAAGACAAUCUAGUUAAUGUUGAAUGUAGUCCAGUGACAGAGACUUCAUUAAAGUGUAUUCUUGGUAAUCCUUUCAACCUGAAAGAAGUUGAAGUCAAGAUCAAGUUUGAUCCUCGAAGAGUUGAAGAAGAAGAAGAAGACUUGCAAUUUCAGUUCAGCAUGAAUACUACCAGUGUGAACUUAGCAAAGGAUACAAAACUUACAAGGGAGAUUGAUAUUGUACGUCUUGCAGAAUUGGAGCUUAAUGGUGGAGCUCAACCAGAACAAGUGUUAUACGGUGGUGAUGUCAUCGGAGAGACUUCAAUGAAGUAUGACAGGGAUGUUGGUAGCAGUGUUACUCACACAUAUCAGGUACAUAACUAUGGACCAUAUAGAGCCAAGCAGGUGAAAGUAGUAAUUUCAUGGCCAUAUGAAAUAGAAAAUAAAAGAGCACAUGGAAAAUGGUUGUUAUACAUGGUGGAAACUCCAAAGGUUGAAGGAAAUGGUUACUGUGAAAUGCAAGAAGGCCAAGUGAACCCCUUGAAACUUUUGACAAGUCCUGAUGGAAAUUCAGAACUUACUGAUGAUGGUGUUGUGACUGUUAAUGGUCGAAAGAAGAGGGAAGUUACUAUACUCCCCGAGGAAAAAAAAGUGGAUGGAAAAAUGGUCAAAUUUGUGACAUUGGAUUGUCAACGAGGAAGUGCCAAAUGUUUUCGCUUUACAUGUGUCAUCAAUAACCUCAGUGCCAAAAAAAAUGAUAUUAUAAGAAUAAAAGCCCAUCUUUGGAAUAGCACAUUUGUGGAGGAUUAUCCCAAGGUGGAUUAUGUUAGAAUUAUUUCCAGAGGAGUGAUAUAUCUUGACCCUAGCCUAGAUAUUGAGCAGAACACCACCAAUGAUAAAGCAAUGGCUGAAACAAAGGCUUACCCAGACAAACUUGUUUCUGAGGCAGAGAAAGGAGUUCCCAUCUGGAUCAUUAUAGUUUCUGUGGCUUGUGGUGUACUUUUGCUCAUAAUUGUUAUAAUCAUUUUGUGGAAGUGUGGAUUUUUUGCAAGACCAUUACGUCGCUAUGGAGUUGUGCCGAAUGAAGAAAAAGAUACAAAUAACUAUCCACAUGCUUCCUGAAAAAAUAACUUGAAUAGUUAAUCCAUGUGAUAGCUGUGUAUACAUUGGUGGCGAUAAGUUGCCCACAAACAAUUGCCUUCUAUUACUCCAUUUGAAGACAACACUGAAUUGUUCUUGGUUAGCACUGCAUCAAGAGAUUUGAGACUCAGUGGCAUGGUUUUUAAGAAUUUUAGUUUAUAGUAAUGUGUCUGUAUGCAAACAUCAAAAUAAAGAAAAACUAACAGCUUAAUUUGUCCUAUUAAAGAGACCAACUAUUUGUAUUUCCUAAUCAACUAAUGAAAUACACGUUUAGUGGAAGAAAAACAUAUUAGUUAAUUGUAAACUUGAAAUAAAAAAAAAUCAAACAUUGUAGGUUGUACUAGGCAUUUUCAUAAAUUUUUAUUUAGUCAUCUUAUUAACAAUGUUCAAAACGUCCAGUAGGUUAUAAUAGUUUUGUUGGAAGUUUCUGUGAUAAAGUGAGCAAAAGUUGUAUUACAUCACCAGCUCGGUUUUGAGUAUUUAAGACAAUAUAACCAAUUGUGACAUUUGACAUUUUGAAUACUACAUAUGGUACCAUAUCUUGCAGUCCACCUGUGUAAAACAGUAAAAUGUUAAUGUUCAGAAAGGCUUGUUUUUAAAUCAUACUAAAUACAGGAGGAAAAAAACAUUUUGGUGCUAAACAAUGAUUUUUUAAUACAUAAGAAUAUUUUUAUUAGUAAAGAGGAGUUAAAUUAUUGUAUUUUCUUAUUGGUAAACAAAAGUGUUAACCAGGAAUUUCAAGCAGAACAGUGUGAUAAUUUCUGUAAAACUGUUUUCUAUGCAGUUGCUGUUACAUAUAAACAAAGUAAGAAGGUUCCAAAAAAAUAAAAUGGUUAUAGUAAUUAUUGUAUUAUAAAAGGCUUUAAAAGUUUUGUUUCUUGAUGUUGUAAAGUAUAGAUACUGUAAGUUUAAAUCAUUGUUAUUUACUUAGUUUUACAAAGUUUUAAGAUGAUGAUCUUCUUGCAUGUGGUUUUACAAAAUAGUCUUUAUGUCGAAUUAUUGCUGCUAAUAGGUUUUAAAAUUGCAAACUUUAAAGUACAGACAAGCUGUAAUUACUUGUAACUGUCCACAGAUUUUGCUUUUCAUUUAUACAGUCAUUCACAAUUGCAAGUUCACUUCUCUUGUUAAUGUCAGCAACCUGUUUCAGGACUCUACAAACAAGUUAGAUUCUUUCAAAUUCUUUAAAGUGCAUCACCUUAUAUAUACACAGGCCUUUUUGAAAUGUUGCAGAUACUUACUUGAAAACACUGUCUUUGUUGGUUGUGAUGCUGUAGUUAUGGUCUGUGGGAAGUUCACAGACAUAUAACUCUAAAAUCCAGGGUUUCAUUCCUCAUGGUGAACAGAUUGCAGAUAGCCCAUUGUGUAGCUUUGCGCUAAACAAAUAAAUUACAUUCAGAAUUAAUCAUUUUAUUACAUCUAUGUUUUGGUUAUGGAAACAUGAUAACACAUGUUGGUUGUGAUCUUGCUGUUCAGAUAGGUUAUCUAUUUCAUUAACAUAUACACAGUAGUAUUGUAGGAAUCAUAUCAAAAACUUAUAUAUAUGUAUAGGAUUUUAAAACUUCGACAAGAAAUAAGGUCAUUAGUUUUAUUAAGAAAGAAUAAUUGAGAACUUUAUUCAUUUUUUGUGUGUAAAAAUAAUGAAUAUAUAUUGACAAAUAACUUCAAAUAAGACUGUGUUCAUAUCCUUUACAGUACAUACCAGUAUUCUCUUGACCUAUUACUAGAAAUCAGUAUUAAUAAUUCAUUUCACCUAGUUUUGACUCGCUGUUGUUCAUAUAAUUCAUAAGAAUAACUACUGUUAACAGGUUAAAGUGAUAAAUUGCUUUCUAAAGAUGUCAGACUGUCUUAACUCUUUAAACCCAUAAUUUUUUUGCUCAUUCUGCUAUAAUUAUUUUCAUGAUGUCCUAAUAAUUAUCACCAUACCUUAUAAAAAAUUUCCAGUCUAUUUAUAAAUGGUGAAUAAUAACAUACUUUGGAUUAGUUUUCAGCCAAAGAGACAAAUGUUAUCACCAUCCAAUGGUUUAAGUCAGGAUUUUUGGCCAGGCAUUGGCAGCAUCUGCUUGGGUUUAAGGAGUUAAUGAUAUUAAAUACACUAUUGAGAUGAACUUGCAAGUCUUCUAUCUUCCUUAGCAUAAUUACCCUACUCGAAACAUUAGUAUUAUUAAACAAACUUCUUUAAUACAAUAGAAAUUGGUGAAUACCUCCUCCAAUCACUAUUUUUGAAAGUUAUUGAAUGAUUUCGUUCUAAAAAAAAAAACAAGCCGCAGCAAAGAUAGACCCCCUUUUUUAACCUUGCACAUUUUUCAGAUGUCUAGUAUGUCCACAUAGUUUUAUAAAAACGAUACUGAAUUUCUGAUACUGUUUCAAUUGCUUUCUUAAAAUAUAUUUGUCAUUGUUAAAGUAACCACAAACAGCACAAAAUAUUGAUUACCAUUUUAAAUAUCUUAUCAGACUAGCUAAUCUUGAUAAGUUGGUGAUAAAUUAUUUUCUAAAGAUGUGAGUCAGUCUUUUACUAAAUGAAAACCUUUGUUCUUGUUAUAUGUUCAUUUGUAUAAUUUACUACAUUAGUUCUAUUAAGGUUCUGAUGAACAAAAGUUUUGUCUUUGUUUUGGGUAGUUGACAAAUAAUUCCUGACAGAUGCACAUGUUUAAGGUAAUGUGACUUACCAAGUUAGAAACAGCAAAACAUAUCAAAAUUAAAGUUUACAAGUAAGAAAAAUAUUAUUUAAUAUUACUGUGUGGAAAAAAAAAGAGAACCUUUCUAAAAAAUGUGUAGUCAGGGCAAUAAAUAUUAGGAGAGGACCAUUCAUGAUCCAAGAAUAAUUUGCUCAUUUUUUAUUGCUCAUUUUUGUUUUUAUAUUUUUUGUAUAAUUAACUAAUGCCCUUUUUUUUUUUAAAGACAAUUUACUACACAGUAAUAAGACCAAAAGAAGUAGGCAGAAAUCUUGAUAUCAUAACCUUAAUGUAUAUAGCAAAGCAUUCUCUUGACAAAGCUAUUCCAUUCCUUCUUACAUGUUUAUUUACCUUCUGUAUUUAAGCCACAGUAUUAAGCAGGUUACAUUUUGUUUCAUAUACUGCAUAAAAAUCACAUUUUUCUAUUGUUAUUGUAAUGACCCACAAAACAAGGACGAUCUGUUAAGUAACCUACAUUUAAAUUGACAAUGUAUACUUUUCAAAACAGUAACAUUUUAUCACAAACUGUUAGUAAUAAAAAUACUAAAUCAAGAUAGUUUGAAAGUAGUAAGUUUUAUUAUAGUGUAUGAACAGCUUAUUGUUAUACCAUGUACAUCUAACAUUUAUUUUUAUGUACUAUAUUAACUAAUUGUUUAUGAAUAACUUUCAAAUUACAAAGCUUUAUUUCAUAAAAACAAUAAACAUACAGGAUGGAAAGUUUCUAUCUGUAUUUGUCAAUGCUUAGAUAAUCUCUUGUUGCUUGUCCAUUUAGUGAUAAAAUAGUUUGUUGUAAAUAUUUCUUUUUGAAUUCUGAAUAUUCUAUUGUACAGAUUGGAAAGAGCUGUGAAGACAUACAGUAUAGAUAAACAAGUUCUAACUCAUAUUUAGUAAGAAUAAACAAUGUAUUUAGUAAAUGUUAAUGAAUACAAAUAUCUAACAUAUUAUAUUAAAUGUUUAUCUAAGUUUACAUGUUUUUUUACUAUCAACUUCUGCAUAAACUAAUUAGUUCAUUAAUUAAUUAAUUUAUAGAAUUGAGCUCCUAACUUCGUGUUGUCUAUUGCUUAAUUUCAUCCUAUAUUAUCUUGUGUAUUUCUAUGUAGAUAAAACCUUCCAAUAAAAUGAUAAAUGAUGUAUCUUAGUGAGUUUUAAAGAUAAAUUUAAUUGCUUAUAUGAAAGUCUACGUUCAAAGUUAUCUUGUUGAAAUUGCCUUAACAAAAAGUUGAAAAGUUUCUGUACAACGGGCUAUGAUAGAAUGAUUUCAUAUCUCAGUUUUACAUGACUUAAAAUGUGUACGAGUAAUACACAGUAAAAUGUAUUAUUGCCAUGCAAAUAUGUAUAAAUUAAAAUAAUAUCAAGUUUUACUA
Molecule: messenger RNA, 7078 nt
Organism: Limulus polyphemus (Atlantic horseshoe crab)
Lineage: Eukaryota; Metazoa; Arthropoda; Merostomata; Xiphosura; Limulidae
Product: integrin alpha-PS1-like
Exons: 25
Coding region: 52-3024 (990 amino acids)
Biological process (GO): cell adhesion mediated by integrin; cell-matrix adhesion; cell-cell adhesion
Cellular component (GO): external side of plasma membrane; integrin complex
Molecular function (GO): integrin binding
Source: RefSeq, a predicted model, not a curated record